Molecule: messenger RNA, 1548 nt
Organism: Elaeis guineensis (African oil palm)
Lineage: Eukaryota; Viridiplantae; Streptophyta; Magnoliopsida; Arecales; Arecaceae
Source: RefSeq, a predicted model, not a curated record
AUGCCUUCAAACCAGAACCAUGCCUUUGAUGAGUUCCAAUGGGUCAUUCACAUCCGUCAAGUCCUUGAGGAGGAGUUUGACAGUGAUGAUGAGUAUCCCAUCUCUAUCACCACUGUACCAAAACUGUUGCUUUGUAGUAAGCCAGAAAACUAUAUCCCUCAAUACAUUGCAAUAGGCCCUUACCACCACCACCGUGAAGAACUCCAUGACAUGGAGAGAUACAAGCUCUCUGCAGCCAAAAGAACUCAAAACCAGCUAUCCAACCUCAAGUUUCAAAAUCUUGUCGACCUCAUCGCCAAGCUCGAGCAUCGGAUUCGUGCUCAUUAUUAUAGGUAUCUCAAAUAUAGCGGGGAGACACUGGCGUGGAUGAUGGCGAUCGAUGCCUCGUUUCUGCUUGAAUUUCUCCAAAUUUAUUCGGUCAAUGAAGGCAACACCUUGCAAAGAUUUUCCUCCAUAAUGCCUCAUUUGAUGGAUUCUAUUAGGAGGGCAUCAACUCAUAACAUGCUACUUCGUGACAUCAUAAUGCUAGAGAACCAGAUCCCACUUUUUCUAUUGCAAGCAAUCUUAGAAGUCCAGUGCUCAUCAUCUAAAAUUGCUAAUGAAAUAUUAUACUCUAUGUUGGUUGGAUUCUUAAAGGAUCUGUCUCCUUUGAAGAUGAUAGAGAGCUCUUCAUGCAUCGAUAUCACAGAAUACUCCCAUUUGCUAGAGUUCUUCUACUAUAGCAUAGUCCCUAAAACUGAAGAACAAAUUGAAACCAGUGAAGAAACUGAUCAUGAUGAGAAAUCAUAUGAGAGUGUUAGACGCAUCAAACAGCUUGUUGGUGCAACUAGAGAUUUCAUCUCUCGCCGGACUAGAGCUUUAGUCUCUGCAAUCAUUAUGUUCUUAAUGAAGCUCCCAUGGAGAAUUGUAUCGAGUCUGCCAAUUCUCUCGAUCCUAAUGCAGCCCGUUGAGCACCUCCUCUCCUUCAAAAUGAAUCAAAACUCUGAACCAAACAAUGAAUAUCUAAAUCAUAGUAAUACUACACCAUUGCUUGAAGAGAUUGUGAUCCCUUCAGUGACAGAACUCAGAAAUGCAGGCAUAAAAUUUAGUCCCACUAAUGGAGAUCUAUCAACAAUUGAUUUUAACAUAAGGACUGCAAUAUUUCAUCUACCAGUGAUUAGUCUUGAUGAUAAUUCUGAAGUCAUUUUGAGGAAUUUAGUAGCAUAUGAGGCUUCAGUUGGAUCAAGACCUUUAGUUUUCUCGCGAUACGUCGAGCUAAUGAAUGGAAUCAUAGACACCAUGGAGGAUGCAAGGUUGUUAAGAGGAGGAGGAAUUAUAUUAAACCAUUUGAAGAGUGAUCAAGAGGUUGCUGAGCUUUGGAAUGGGAUGACAAGAUCGAUCAGGCUAACAAGGGUCCGAACUUUAGAUAAAAUUAUUGAAGAUGUGAAUAAUUAUUAUUGCAGCAGGUGGAGGGUGAAGAUAAGGAGGUCUUUUGUGUCACCUAUGGCUGUGCUCCAUGGUUUCAUGGUAAAUGAGCUAGGUUAUGAAUUAGCAACAUGCAUGCUUUGA